GCUCAAGAGAUCUGGAAAAACCGGAUCUGCCGUUGGUAGUUUUUGAUACAAAGUCCUCACCUCCAACUCCAUGUACCAAAAUGGCUCUUUCACUUCCUGUUCACUUAUUUUGCAUCGAACAAAAAAUAGUCCUGUUGCAGGAACGGCCGCAUCGAUCUACACUAAAGCAUAAGGAGCAAUACCGUAUUUGAAAUAAUCUCAAGCUUCAUUUAUUUGACGACAUAGAGUUAGACGUAGCAAAUUUCUCUGAAUCACUCCCUUGAUAUUAUAACGCAUCCUUCGAAGAAGCUACUAGAGUGUCUUCUUCUUCUUCUGGCUCUUACACAACUUGUUAUUCAAAGCACACCCCAAAAAUGGGCCGCAGUCGCAGCAGAGACCGUGGUCGCGACCGAGAUCGCGACAGGGAGCGGCGCGGUAGAAAAGAGGAGGAGGACAAGCCGAAAGAAAAGAAGAAGCGGUCGCGCAGCGAAAGUAGUGCGGAACGAAGUAGGGAACGGGAAAAACGACGAAGAAGGCAGCAGAGGGAAUUUAUGCAGAAACACGGCGGGGGAAAGGGCCGAGGGAAAAAUGAGGAUAGAGGAGGCAGCGGCGGUGGCGGUGGGGGCGGUACCGGUGGUGCUGAUUUUGCUUGAUGUUAUUUACAACUUAUUUUGCAUGUGAUGCUGAAUGAGCCUGACCCUGAUCGAUCCUGAUGCAGAUCAGAUGCUCACCUCCAUGUUCUACAUGAGACGCACGAGCGCGUCGUGUAUAAUUUACCGCCCUCACGUACUAGAGGGUUUUUCUAUUUUUUUCUACCUCUACUUGGUGAAGCUAAAGUCAACACAAAUUAAUAACAACAGCCGGCGCCGGCAGUCAGCAGUCUCGACAAGGCAUGUUUUUAUCCAAGAAAAAAACAUGGUAGUUGUAACUUUUUUGGAGGAACAGCAUUACAAAUUUGUCUGGCAUGACAGCAAAAACCUGUCAUGCGCAGAUAGUACGUGAAAACGCCCUUUAAUGGACCCUACGACGCAUGCCAAGCAUGACAGACGCAAUCAUCUUGCAUGUUGCGCAUCACAAAUUUACAUCAACAGCGUUUUUUUCUUGGAUAAUUUUGGGACGGUUUUCAGUGGAUCCCCUCGGAUAUCAAAUGCAAAAAUGUCUGGGUCUGGAAGGAUUCGAAUUUGUGAUGCGAAGUCUACUAAAUCAUGAUAAAAUCUGUCAUGCAUGGCUAGCAAAAAGCCCCAUUUCUUGUUUCCGAGACAGAAGGUUUGUCAUGCGGAUUAGGCAUUGGGAUAAGUGCUCAAAAUCUGUGAUCCUAGAGCUUGCAUGCCAGACGAUCUGGGUCAGGCAAAAACUGCAUGACAGAUCUCGCAUUCUUCCAGACCCAGACAUACUUGCAAUCCAUAUCGGAGCAGAGCGUGAAUUCCGCCGCAGUAGCGGCACAGAUGAAGUUAAAAAGGUUGUACAUCGGCAACGUCCCGCCAGGCGUCAGCGAGGACAUGUUUAAACAGCAGUUGAUUGACAAAUUGCGGGAAACCGAAAUCAUAACCGCGGACCGGGACAGCUCCAGCUUGGAAUUGCUUAUCUGGUAUAGAUUUAGUACUGAUUUUUGCUUAUUUACAACUUUUAGCGAGUUGUGUUCAUCUUUUGUGAUGCGAACGCGAGAAAGGAAAAGCACGAUUUGAUAAAGAUUUAUUUGUUGUGCAUGAAAAUGAGCUCGACUCCUCCACGAAAAAAUUAUCAGGAUGCACCCGGAUCAAGGCUACGGUUUUGUUCAAUUGGAAAACGUCGAGAUGGCCGAGAAAGUUUUGGUUCGACUCGAUGGUAUGCUGGUGAACGGCUUUCCGGUACAAUUCAAGCGACCGAACGACGCUGCCGUGGCGGCGAAAAACAUUCCGGGGGUCAAUACAGGUACAUUGUUACUUCUUUUUACCCUUAAUACAAACGGGCAAAUUUCAUAUCUUCAUUUUCUAUGUAAUUUGAAUUUGUUCAUGUGCUUCGCGGCCCAUGUUGAAGAUUAUAAUCUUUCCGGACCUGCCUAAAAAAACUAUCCCAGGUCCGCUCGCCAUCGCCGCGCCGCCCGUCUGCACGUCGCGCGUGCUGCAGAUUUCGGAAGCCUUGCGCUACGACCCAUUCAAAACUGAGCAGGACGAAUAUUGCAAGGAAAAAUCCCCCCUCCCCAUAUCAAAACGAAAUUUCUGAUGCUGAAUCUGGGUAAACAAAUCAGCUCUGUAUUGCAGAAAGGCACCGCAGCCAGAUCCCCAGGCUAGGUAGAGGGGCGUAUGGGUCUAGUUGCUCAGCAUGGCAAACAGGUCACAUUUAGGGCCAACAGCAUGACAAAUCGCUUCCAUAGUGGGGCAGAAGCUUCUGCCCUUGUCUUCUUGCAAUACAAACGUGAUUUGCGACCUCAAAUCAGCAACGCAAAUUUUCGGAAACAUACCUUUUCGAUAUGGGGAGGGGGGAUUUUUCACUUUGAUAACGAAUUCGAGGAGUGCCUGGAGGACAUGGUGGAGGGCUGCAUAUGGAUUGCAAAUAUGUCUGGAUCUGGAAGAGAAGUGGAACUUGUAAUGCUGUCUGCGGAUUCUAGAAAUAUCUGUGUUGCAUGAGGAGCAAGAGGAGUCAGUUUUUGGCACGCGGAGAGGGCAUUUCUCAUGCGUGAUUAGCAUUAACAACCUCUCAACAAAUCUGUCAUGCUAGCACCAGCAUCACAGACCUCACGGGUCAUGCAAGAUGUGCAUGACAAGCCCCGACCCUUCCAGACCCAGACACUUUUUACAGUUGAUACUGUAGCAUGCACGGCAAAAUGAACGCGGCGAACAACAAGAUCAUCCGUCCGAGUCACAUGGCCGAACUGGUCAAACACGGCCUCGGGGACAGCGUCGCGGUACUAUUUUGAAACAAAAAUUAACCGCAUUGUUAUUUUUCGCACGAAGAAAAAAUUGGUUGAUUUGAUUGAUAGAUGUUGAGACGGGUUCUGCGAUGCUAGUAAGGCGAACGUCAGGGACGAUCAUGUUUCUAUGCACAUGUCACAACAGUUACAGUUGUGCGAACGGAAACGAUCAAAAUGAUAUCAGGUGGGUCACGUUUUCCUCGAGUUCGUGUCCAUGGGCGACGCCGCUGGGACCAUGACGAAGAUGCAGAACCGCAAGUACGAUGGCCGCUUCUUGAAGUAUCAGUCCUUCCCCGAGGACAAGUUUUACAGCGCCAUCGUACCGCUUCCGGCCGCGUGAAGUAGAGUGGUGCAGCCUGGAACUGCGGCUGAGGACCCACCUCCGGAUGAUUUGUUGAUGCUGGAAAGGGUUUGCUCGCGGUCGCAAUCAAAGCGAAAAAAUUUGAAGUCUUGACAUUAUCUCACCUACGACACCAUCUCAUGAUCUUGAAAAUGAUUUUCUAUUUUUGUCCCAAGAGUCGUGGCAGCUGAGCAGGAAAGCGCCAUCCUCGCUGAAUGUAGAUACAGAUUUCAAACAAGAACAUUGUCGAACGGAAGAAGGAACGAACGCGUGUCAGAGAAAUGAUUUCAUGAU
Molecule: messenger RNA, 3503 nt
Organism: Amoebophrya sp. A120
Lineage: Eukaryota; Dinophyceae; Syndiniales; Amoebophryaceae
Source: the annotation of a GenBank genome assembly